This is a messenger RNA of Knipowitschia caucasica, 549 nucleotides long. The record is from the annotation of a GenBank genome assembly. Lineage: Eukaryota; Metazoa; Chordata; Actinopteri; Gobiiformes; Gobiidae.
AUGAUUAUUGAUGAAGACUCGGAGUCCUGGGCCACCUGCCGGUCCUGUUCAGCCCGACCUGGACCGACAUGUGGUGUGGAGCAGGUGGUGGCGGUGAUACAGGGACGACGUGUGAGACCAAGGAGAGAGAGUGACCGCUAUCACCACCAACAGAUGGCCGGGACACCAGCAAAGGAGAGCCGCGCUGAUGGGAGAGGUGAUAGCCCCAGGCGGGCUGUUGAUUCCCCGAGUGCUGGUUGCAUCGUUUCUGGGCUGAUCUCGGAGAACGUGAUAAAGCACGGAGUGGUGCAAUGUUUCCCCUUCGUACUGGCGCAGACCGUCUCGCACUUUGUUAGCAGUCUGCGUUUCGGGGUCCACUGGAAGAUCUCGUGCUCCUGGUCACAUAAGGACUGCGCUGACUCUGGUUCGUCUUGCUCGGAGAACGUGUUCUCAACUUUCGUUCCGACUGUGGCGGGGGGGUCUCCGUGGACCGGGCUCGCAACGUGGCCUCUCCCGCAAAGCGGUACCGUGGACCUCUUCGACGUGGCAAUGAUAAAAUUUCAUGCUUGA